This is a messenger RNA of Jaminaea rosea, 2423 nucleotides long. RefSeq lists its product as hypothetical. Gene Ontology annotation, molecular function: RNA polymerase II cis-regulatory region sequence-specific DNA binding; DNA-binding transcription factor activity, RNA polymerase II-specific. The transcript has 3 exons. Gene Ontology annotation, cellular component: nucleus. NCBI's taxonomy places the organism in Eukaryota, Fungi, Basidiomycota, Exobasidiomycetes, Microstromatales. The record is from RefSeq and is a predicted model, not a curated record. Bases 270 to 2423 code for a protein of 717 amino acids. Gene Ontology annotation, biological process: mitotic cell cycle; positive regulation of transcription by RNA polymerase II.
CGCCGAUGAGGAGAUUGGAGUUCCCAGUGGCGGAGUGCCCCACUCUCCUCCACCGACAGUUAGUCCACGCCGUCCUACGUCGCCUUCCCGUCCCCGCGCCGCCUCCUCACGCGGUGCUGAGAUUCGGAGCAUUCCCAACGAAGCGGCAGGAGCUGCAGCACUGACACACGUCGAUGAGAAUGAGACGAGUCCUGAAUCACACACACACGCCCCCGCCAUGCCUAGAUUAGACGAACGGCCCCCUUCCCUCGUUGCCCCCCUCCCAUUCGAUGUCGGCGGCUACCUUGCUUGCCGAGCCGUCCAUCCCCCCUUGCGAGCGCGACAAAGGUUCCUCGUCGCUCUAUCUCCGGAGCCAGUCACGACGGCAUCUUUCAUCGCGUUCCACGUCCAAAUCCCCAGGGCCUUCCGCUCAAAAGGUACCCAAGGGACGAGUGAGCUUAUGUCCUGACUCCCCUCUACCUACCUUUCUCCACCAUAUCGCCGUUGUUUCAUCUCUUGACUUCCGUCCACUACCUGUAUCGAGGAACGGCCAGACACAUUGCUCAGCAUCACUGUCACUCCUCCUCAUUCCCUCUUGCACGCACCCACGACUCAGCAUGGCAGCCGCCCCUGCUCCCUCGUCUUCUUCCACUGUACGAGCUCGCGACUCGGAGACAGGUCGACGUCGUCGCCAAGCAUGGUCGCAACAAGAGGAUCAAGUCCUCAUCGAAGCGCUUCGAGCAGCCAAAGAGGCAGCUGGCGUACGCAGCGACGAUACAGCCUCAGCAGACCCGGACACGAUCUCACACAUCAGCUGGGCAAUGGUCGCCAGCCGUCUGCCAGGUCGUACAGCAAAGGACUGCCGUAAACGUCUAGUGUAUUCGCUCGACGUCAACUUGCGCAAGGGAGCCUGGACUGAGGAGGAGGAUCAGCAACUCCUUGAAGCCAUGUCGGCCUACGCCAAUCUUCGUAAUGGAGACAUGGCCAAAAUCAAAUGGUCAGCAAUUGCCCGAGCCAUUGGGACCCGCUCAGGUGACCAGGCAUCCAAACGAUGGCGUGAGGUCCUCAAUCCAGCCCUGAAUCGCGCCGAGUGGUCGCAAGAGGAAGAUCAACGCCUGAUGGAUCUCAUCGAUACGCAUCGAUCCGAUCACAGUAGCAGCGGCGGCGCAGGCAAUGGCCUCAAGGACUGGACUUUCUCAACGCCCUCUACUUCAUCUAGCUCUUCCUCUUCCUCACCCGAUCCCAACAGCGGCGUCCGGUUGGACUGCUCCUGGAACGAGAUAGCUAAGCAACAUGGCACUCGCACCGCUCUGCAGGUGCGGAAUCGCUUCAUGCUCAUCAGUCAGCUCAAGCACGGCGCUGGCAGCAACGGUGGUGCGGGUGCGGGAAUCCCCUCUUCCAUCUCACGGCUCGGGCCAGUACGACAAAACAUGUAUCGCGCCAAAUUGGCGUCGUUUUCUUCUACGACGUCCUCAUCUACUAGCAGCGGAGCAAGUGAUGAUGGCAGUCAGACCUCGCCCCACCUCCGCAAGUCUAUCUCAGCAACUUCCAGGUCGAGGGCAAGCUCUUCUGCCACCCGGAGCGUAUGGGACUACGAGCAUCAGCUAGGCCGGACGUACGACGCACGGGGUGGGAUUGACCCUAGCGUAGCUUCCAGCUCGGCAGCUCCGGCCUCGUACGACUCUCUGUCUGGUCCUCGACCCUCAUGGCAGCAAUCACCCUCGCUCUUCAGCAACUCCAGCUCCAUCCCGACUGCCGGUGGAUCUGAGGGCAGCUAUAGCCCGGCACGGGCGGCACAGUGGGCUACGAUGCCCCCCUCUACGACGAUCGCAUCCUGGUCACCGGCAAGCAUGGCAGCCCCCGUGUCCGUCAAUCCGGAUCAGCUGGCCCAGUCUGCUGGAGCCUUCACACUUCCUCCUUCCUUCUUCGGGCCUAGUGCUAUGGGUCAUACGAGCUCACAUCACUCUACUUCUGCCCCUGCUUCCCUCGACGCUGUCCAUUCCUCUUGGCCCACCUCGACUCUCGCUUCGACGACUGCGCCUCUGAUGGCAGGUAGCAGCGACGGCGUUUCAAGCGAGAUGGACUUCUAUCAAUCCCUGCUGGGCGGCGUUGCUCCUCCGCAGCCACCGCCGCCGCCGCCACCACCACACGGUCACAACGUCGGAGGUAGCGUCUCGCCCUGGUCGCAUGAGAUCGCCAACCCGUCUUUCUCGCAGCAACAGCAGCAGCAGCAGCAGCAGCAGCAGCAUCAUCAUCGACCUGCCGGCCUAGUCUCAAGAGGGCCAACGAACGAUCCAUACGACGCGAUUCGCCGGUCAUCUGUUGCCUCUUCGACGGAGUCCAGUGAGUACGGAAAUGCAGCUGGUGAUGAGGCUGCUCAGGCGCAAGGCGGUACGGGGCCCGGCAAGCAUUUGAAUAUUUUCGGUGGGGCUUUCGUGCUGUAG